This is a messenger RNA of Heterocephalus glaber (naked mole-rat), 2525 nucleotides long. The record is from RefSeq and is a predicted model, not a curated record. NCBI's taxonomy places the organism in Eukaryota, Metazoa, Chordata, Mammalia, Rodentia, Bathyergidae.
CCGGCGUGGUUGGUGCGUCCCAGAUGACGUCAGGAGCAGCCCGCCCCUGCCUGGAUGGUGCGCCCUGAGUGACGUCAGGAGCAGAGGCCGGAGCUGUCCAUCAGCACCAAGGGCCGCAGGCGGGAUCAGGGCAUGGGGCCGCGGCUUUGGGACAGCCCGAAUCCCCGUUCCUGCUCCUUUCCCUUCCCCGGGACCGGCCUGAGUCUCCGGACGCCGCGGGACUGGAGUGCCAGCCGGUGUCGGAGGUGGAGCGGCGACGCCGCCGCGCGGAGACCGGUCUUCCCGGUCCAGCAGCCCCCUUCCCCGCCCGGCGGACUUUCCCCGGACCCCAAGCACUUGGAGCCUCGGGCACCCCGCAUCCCCGGCCCCUACGGCCCCUGCACAGCCUCUUUGGCUCAGGAGCUCAGGUCGCCUCCAGCCCAGGUAGAUCUUGGACAAGCCCAGAUUUAGCCUCCCACAAACGAGUCUUCUGGCUGCCUCCCUUCACCAGCAGCACACGGCCCGCAUCUCCCCUCACUCCACUCAGCCUCCUUUAACUUCAUCCCAGGCGCCUCUAGCCAGGCACUUUUGUUUCCCUUUGUUUUUGCUUCCCACUUCAGGGAUGCUUCCAGAGCUGCAUGAUGUGGGCUCCACUCCUUUGUCCACUGUGUCCUUGCUGAGUUCUCCCAUUCUCACUCCCACCCUCAUCCUGGUGGGGACCCAGCACUCCUCGUUGACCCCCAACUUCCUCCCUAUCAGGUGGACCUGGGAGGGUGACCCCCUUCCGUUCCCACCACUAUGCCGGGCACUAUGGAGACACUGCGGUUCCAGCUGCUGCCCCCAGAGCCAGAUGAUGCCUUCUGGGGUGCACCCUGUGAACGGCCCCUGGAACGCAGGUACCAAGCAUUGCCGGCCCUCGUCUGCAUCAUGUGCUGUUUGUUUGGAGUCGUCUACUGCUUCUUCGGUUACCGCUGCUUCAAGGCAGUGCUCUUCCUUACGGGGCUGCUGUUUGGCUCAGUGGUCAUCUUCCUGCUGUGCUACCGAGAGCGGGUGCUGGAGACACAGCUGAGUGCUGGGGCGAGUGCAGGCAUCGCACUGGGCAUUGGGCUGCUCUGCGGGCUGGUGGCCAUGUUGGUACGCAGUGCGGGCCUCUUCCUGGUGGGGCUGCUGCUCGGUCUGCUGCUCGCUGCUGCCGCCCUUCUGGGCUCCGCACCCUACUACCAGCCUGGCUCUGUGUGGGGCCCAUUAGGGCUGCUGCUGGGGGGCGGCCUGCUCUGCGCCCUGCUCACCCUGCGCUGGCCCCGCCCGCUCACCACCCUGUCCACCGCCGUGACUGGUGCUGCGCUCAUCGCCACCGCUGCUGACUACUUUGCCGAGCUGCUACUGCUGGGGCACUACGUGGUGGAGCGACUGCGGGCCGCCCCCGUUCCCCCCCUCUGCUGGAGGAGCUGGGCCCUGCUGGCACUGUGGCCCCUGCUCAGCCUGAUGGGCGUUCUGGUGCAGUGGCGGGUGACGACAGAGAGGGACUCACACACAGAAGUGGUCAUCAGCCGGCAGCGACGUCGUGUGCAGCUGAUGCGGAUUCGGCAGCAGGAAGAGCGCAAGGAGAAGCGGAGGAAGAAGAGGCCACCUCGCGCUCCCCAAAGAGGUCCCCGGGCUCCUCCAAGGCCUGGGCCCCCUGACCCUGCUUAUCGCCGUAGGCCAGUGCCCAUCAAACGCUUCAAUGGAGAUGUCCUCUCCCCGAGCUACAUCCAGAGCUUCCGGGACCGGCAGACUGGGAGCUCCCUGAGCUCCUUCAUGGCCUCGCCCACAGAUGCGGACUAUGAGUAUGGGUCCCGGGGGCCACUGACGGCCUGCUCAGGGCCCCCUGUACGUGUAUAGCUGUGUCUCCUCCUGUCUAGACUGCAGUCACCAGCUCUGCCAGUGUGGGGAGGCCUGCCAGGCUGCCACCCUAACUGCCAGGCCCUGUGGCCUUUGGCUAUGCCUCUUCCCUCCCUGGAGGGGGCUGGCCUGGUCACUAGAAGGGAGGAUCUGUCUCAGGCUAGGCUUUGCCUGAGUGGAAAACCCCCUCCCAUGCUCCCAAGGGACUCAGGGUGUGAGCCCACUGGGGUGUGCUCAGGGUUGUGAGUGUGUCGCCUGUGUGUGCAUGUGUGUGAGGGAGUAGGCUUGGAGGGGACACUAGGGCCCUUGCCUUAGAUUUUUGAUUGGUAGGCCAUCCCCAGGGCUGGCCUGCCUCCUCCCCACUGCUGGGGUCCCACGGGCCGCUCUCCUGCAUGUCUGUGUGGAGGAGGCCUGCCUGGCUCCACCAUUACUCCGCCUCCCAACCACUCAUCUAAGGGUUCUUGUCCUUGUCCACAGGGCAAACUGCAACACCCCUCACCCUGGUCCCCUGGCCUCUGCAAAGCCACCAGCCUGACAGCAGUGGCAAUGGAAGGGGGUGGGGGGGUCCUGCCCUGGGCUGAGUUGCAGGGGUGUGAGGGAGGGGGGCUUAAAUGCACGGUGCAUGUCUGGUGUCUGUCAUGCCACCUUGGACACCUCAUGCUUCU